This is a messenger RNA of Limanda limanda (common dab), 1063 nucleotides long. RefSeq names its product actin-related protein 2/3 complex subunit 4-like. Gene Ontology annotation, molecular function: actin filament binding. Gene Ontology annotation, cellular component: Arp2/3 protein complex; actin cytoskeleton. Gene Ontology annotation, biological process: actin filament polymerization; Arp2/3 complex-mediated actin nucleation. NCBI's taxonomy places the organism in Eukaryota, Metazoa, Chordata, Actinopteri, Pleuronectiformes, Pleuronectidae. Bases 66 to 572 code for a protein of 168 amino acids. The transcript has 6 exons. The record is from RefSeq and is a predicted model, not a curated record.
UGUUGGGUUUACGGAAGAGGAGUCCCAGGCGUGGCUGAGGAACUUCCGUCUUUGACAGCAGAAAAAUGACAGCGACUCUGCGCCCCUACUUGAACGCUGUGAGGGCCACCCUGCAGGCGGCCCUCUGCCUGGAGAACUUCUCCUCGCAGGUGGUGGAGCGGCACAACAAGCCGGAGGUGGAGGUCAGGAGCAGUAAGGAGCUGCUACUCCAGCCUGUGAUGAUCAGCCGCAAUGAAAAGGAGAAGGUUCUCAUUGAGGGAUCCAUCAACUCUGUCAGAGUCAGCAUUGCUGUCAAACAGGCUGAUGAGAUUGAGAAGAUCCUUUGCCACAAGUUCAUGCGCUUCAUGAUGAUGAGAGCCGAGAACUUCUUCAUCCUGAGGAGGAAAGCAGUAGAGGGAUAUGAUAUUAGCUUCUUGAUCACCAACUUCCACACGGAGCAGAUGUACAAACACAAGCUGGUGGACUAUGUCAUCCACUUCAUGGAGGAGAUCGACAAGGAGAUCAGCGAGAUGAAACUCUCCGUGAACGCCAGGGCCCGUAUCGUUGCUGAGGAAUUCCUCAAGAACUUCUGAUGACAAUGUUUGUCUGUGGUCCCACACAAACUGGGAUACGCCCCAAGGGACACUCAGCAUAAAAGAGGAGAACGAAAGGAGUCGACAGCCAAUCAGCGAGGAUAUGAGAGGAACGUGACCAAUCUGGAGAGAACACCCUGUUGCACCCGUCUGGAGCAUUUCCCUGUACUCAUGAAUAUCAAUGACUGUAUAUAAUGAAAUGUUUAGGUUUCAUUUUCAGCCACUUAGAACAAAUCCCCAAACAAAGGCGGGUCCUUAAAGUAUUAUUCAAGCUGAUAUCCAUGAGUACAGGAGCGCGGAGGACGGGCUGUCGCAAAUAAAUAGACCAGGUUUUUGUAUUUUAUCCGUGCGUCUGUGUUCUGUCACUGUUGUUACAAAUAAAAUCUCCAGAUUUAUCUGUUCAGGAAAGUAGUCUUUGUGGUUUUUGAAUCUGUAAAAGACCAACCAAAACCUCCUGUAUGAAAAUAAUCAAAUAAAAAAAGUCUGUUUUA